AUGGCAGCGCCUGGCGAUGGCGCGACCACAGGGGGCGAUGGGCUGCCCUUCAUCGGCAGCCUGAUGCGGCUCAUCAGCAGCGGCGAUGUGGCCUACCAGGGCAUCCUCUGGUCGAUCGAUAUGCCAAACUCGACCAUCGCCCUGUCGAACGUACGCUGCUUCGGCACUGAGGGCCGGCGGAAGGAGAACGAGGUGCCGCCCAGCGACCAGGUCUUCGAGUAUGUGGUUUUCAAGGGCUCCGAGAUCAAAGAGCUGACUGUGGUGCAGCCGCCGCCGCAGCAGCCCCCGCCCGCCGCGGCGCCGCCGCCGUUCCAGGAUCCGGCCAUCGUGUCUGCGGGCCCGCCGCCGCCCUCCGCGCCCGGCGGCUGGGGCGCGCCGCCGCCGCCGCCGCAGCCCUACGGCGCGCCGCCGCCGUUUGGGAGCAGCCCGUGGGGGCCGCCGCCGCCAGGCGGCGCGCCGCCGCCGCCGUCGAGCCCUCCGGCGGGCCCUCCUCUUGGCCAGCCCGCCCCCGCGCCAGCCCCUACAGUGGCAAUCACCCCCAUGGGUGCCGCCAAUGGCUCCGGCCCCCCGCCGGCGCCGCAGCAGCGCCCCAGCUCUUACGCCCACGCCGCAGGCGGGCGCGCGCCACUGCAGCACCCGCGCGGCGGCCGCGGCGGCGGCGGCCGCGGCGGCGGCCACCAGCAGCAGCACGGCGGCGGCGGCGGCCGCGGCGGCGGCGGCGGCGGCGGCCAGCAGCAGCACAACCGCCCGCCGCCGCAGCCCCGCCCGCCUCCGGUGGAGGUGCCCAAGGAGGAGUUUAACUUUGAGGAGGCGCUCAAGCGGUUCAACAAGGGGGCCCUGGAGAAGGAGGCGGAGGAGCAUGCGGCGGCUACCGCGGGCGCGGGCGCGGCCGUGGAUACUACGGCGGCAGGCCCCGGCUUGUUGCCAGCCUGCUGGCCAGCAGUGCGCGAGUGGGAGCGAGCUGCUGUCGCCCAGCAGCAGCAGCAGCAGCUGCGCUGGUUGCGCCUCGGCCGCGGCGGCCGCGGCCGUGGUGGCCAGCAGCAGCAGCAGCAGUCGGCUGCGGUCUGA
Molecule: messenger RNA, 1068 nt
Organism: Chlorella variabilis
Lineage: Eukaryota; Viridiplantae; Chlorophyta; Trebouxiophyceae; Chlorellales; Chlorellaceae
Exons: 7
Coding region: 1-1068 (355 amino acids)
Biological process (GO): P-body assembly; cytoplasmic stress granule assembly
Cellular component (GO): P-body
Molecular function (GO): mRNA binding
Source: RefSeq, a predicted model, not a curated record